AUGAUAUCAGAUCCAUGCGAAGUGGGUCUUCCUUCAUCGCUGUGUAUCUACUUACGCGCCCCUACAAACAUAUGCAUGAUGUCAUUCUCACUUUUCCAACUCAUGUCAUUGUUAGAAAGACUGCUAGCGUUAUGGAAACAUCGCAAUUACAGUUAUUACGGACCGACAUUUGGCUAUGCUUCUGCGGGUCUUUGUAUAUUUGUUUCGAUAGGAGUCCUGCUUUGGCAACUGGAAAACGCUGAUUUUCACGACAAGCAGACAUACUGUUCAAUAGCAACAGUUUACACUAGGGAUCGCACUGAAAAAGUGUGUUUUACUAUGUGCGGAAUCAAUAUGGCAACCUUGCUGGGAUUAACUGCUGUAUUCCUAUUCAACAAAGUUGCACGGAAAAGGUAAAU
Molecule: messenger RNA, 398 nt
Organism: Cylicostephanus goldi
Lineage: Eukaryota; Metazoa; Nematoda; Chromadorea; Rhabditida; Strongylidae
Source: the annotation of a GenBank genome assembly